CAAUGGAGACGAGGGAUCCUGAAAAAUGACUCCAGCGUUGGUGUGACGACAGUGACCGGUGCGUAUAAAUGCUGAGACGGAAAGUUAUCCGCUCAUACCUCUAGACUUGGCCUUUACAGGUCAACAACCGCUGCGAGAGGCUGAGAGCGACCAUAUCAUCCCUGCCGGAGGUGCGCUCAACUGUGGCUGGGAACGUGCAGAGUUUGGAUACCUCCCAGACGACCAAAUAACUUACCAUGAAGUCGACAUGUCUUCUCAUAUUGGCUUCCCUCGUGCUCUGCAACUUGGCGGUGUCUGGAGGACAGGGCAUCCCCGCUGAGGAUGAGACGGACCGAAGGACUAUAGACGACAUCAUACUACAGAGAGCAGAGAGUCUCCUGUUACAGUCCAUUCUCAAAAAGAUGCAGGAUGAAGACGACAGAAACGAGGGAUUUUCAUCUCAGCCAGAAUGGGUGACAAAACGACAGCAUCCCGGCAAGAGAUACAUCGAGGAUUUGGAGAAGCGGCAGCAUCCGGGGAGGAGAGAAGAAGACGAGGACGAUCAGUACUUGGACGUUCAAAAGAGACAGCACCCGGGAAAACGCGAAGACGAAAUGCACUCGUUCGCAGAGCUCCAGAAAAGACAGCACCCGGGGAAGCGCGCCACGAUGGGACACAUUUCUGACAACCCCGUCGUACUCCUGAGUGAACUUUCUAAACGACAGCACCCCGGCAAGCGCUACCUGGUGCUGCACAGCAAACGCCAGCACCCAGGUAAGCGCCAUCCCGAGGAGGACGGGGACGGCGACGGGGAAUGGGAUGGCGCGGAUGGAGACGAAGACCUCCCGGAGUUGGAAAAGCGUCAACACCCCGGAAAACGGUUUUGGGAUAACUCGAGUCCGGAUUUGGGCACAAACAGUCCGUGUGAUGUAUUGGACCCUACGGGCUGUAGCAAGACCAGCCUGCUGCUCGACUUUUUAGACAACAUUAACAAGAGUCACGCCGAGGAGAAGAGACAACACCCGGGUAAAAGGUUUGCACUCGAGGAGGAUUUAGAGGAGGGGGAGUAGGUUAAGGAGAACAAGCUCCCGUGUGCGUAUACUGUUGUAAUGUAAACAAAUAAAUGUGUAAAUUAAGUGACCAUAAUGAAUUAUUAAAAAUGAAAAAAUAAUUUACAUCAUUUAACCUUUUGUGCCACUGUUUUUUUUUCCUUUGGAAAACAGUUACCGUAUCAUCAUCGCAAAUUAUUUAUCCGCUGUUUCCUUGGAGAGCUUGUGCGUAAUUGUCCUCCAAACUGACUGUAUCGCUAUAAAUAAGGUUUUCAUAAAGAGUGCGUGCCCUAUGUUGAAUUUUACUGAUGAAUUAUUAUUAUUAUUAUUAUAUCAUUAUUUAGUAUUUAUUCACUUAAUUAGGCUACUUAUCGAGUCCAAGGAUGAAAGCAUCAGUCUACUGGCUUUUGCGAUGUCGCCUCUGUGAGGCAACAUACGCCUGUCAGUACAGUACAUGCUUGAAUUAAAUGUGGCUGCGUUACACUUAUGCAUAGAAACUACAUUCACUGACUGAUUUGUGUUUCAUUCUUUUCUACUUAAAAAAAGAUAAUGAAUGCCACAGCAAAUAAACUGUCACUGAUUAUUUUUCUACACAUUAUUGCAUGGAUUUAUGUAACCUGAUGUUGUAAAUUAAAAGCCACCACCAAUGUUUUUGUUGGACAAUAAAGCACAUUGGUAAAAAUG
This is a messenger RNA of Lates calcarifer (barramundi perch), 1712 nucleotides long. It is a transcript of the gene trh, whose product is annotated as thyrotropin-releasing hormone. Gene Ontology annotation, cellular component: extracellular region. Bases 237 to 1049 code for a protein of 270 amino acids. Lineage: Eukaryota; Metazoa; Chordata; Actinopteri; Centropomidae. Gene Ontology annotation, biological process: hormone-mediated signaling pathway. The record is from RefSeq and is a predicted model, not a curated record. Gene Ontology annotation, molecular function: thyrotropin-releasing hormone activity. The transcript is spliced from 3 exons.